CUCGUCGCUGUUCCCCUCCCCUUCCAUCUCUCUUUUCUGUUGACGUUUGGCUUUUGUGCCUGAUUUACUAAUUGAGCGCAAUCUUCCUAUCAAAACCACCUUUACUUUGCUGGACUUGAUGUUUUUAUCGGUAGCGCAUGACCUUGUGUCGACUUGGUCUAGCGCAUUUCGAAAAUAAACGUGUAAAUCUGCCAGAAACGCAAGAUAUUCUCGCAGCAUCUUCAAGGUUUUGUUUCCUUUGUCACAGUGUCUUCCUGCGCUCAUCUGCGGAGGUUAUUUCCAUCGGUCUGUCUGCUCUUCCUGCUGCUGUUUUUCUCCCCACCUGGACACAAUUCACCUCGACCCAAGCUGAAUUUUAUCUUUGAGCCUUGUUGUGGUUUUUAAAUUCAUUUAGGCGUGCAUGUUAUGAUGCUAGGCUAACCGUCCGAAAUAGCUUACGGGCUGCUUUGGAUCAGCAGCUGUCUGGAAUAUUCGAGAGUAUUCGCAUAGGUUUAAAUGUUCUGCAGAGCUACUUUAGUUUAUCAGAGUGUGUUAUCCAUCUCGCGCGGUAAAUUAAUGGUGUGUAUUGUGGUUAGGCCCGUAGGCCGAAUUGUAUAACCCCGUAGUGUUUUGCAUAUCUGGCAGAGGGAGCUUGAUGAUUGGUUGACCAAUUACCAGCCCCUGAGCUGCUGCUGUGUUGGGUUUGAUUAAAGUGAGUCCUAAGUUCAAUUAACGGGUGCAAGUUCAAGCAGCGGAGAGAUAACAGCAAAAUGUUUCGCUACUUGAAUGAUGUGGAUGAAAGCCCAUACAUGAUCUUUCUGAAUACGCCACCUGUCUGCUGUUGGUCAAACAAAGAGAUAGUCCCGCCACCAACUCGCGCCAUUAGUUGAGUAAACGUUGUUGGGGCGGGUCUAAGCAGGUCCCCAAACCAAACAGGGAUCCAUUCACGGCACACAGGCACCAGAUGAGGAGUCUUUUUGGGUCAUUUGGCAUGGAUCCGUAUCCGCUCACCCCUCAGAUACAGCAUCCGCGUACAUGCAUGCAGGUACCCAUCAGAAUCAACAGUGCCACAAAAACAGGGGCUGAUUUGCAUACUUCCAUAAAUUUUCAGCCACAGGUUGGAGCCCUCUCCCCCUUCGGCAUGAUGGGAAUGGGCGGAGGGUUCAUGGACAUGUUCAGCAUGAUGAGUGGAAUGAUGGAUAACGUGGAUCGAAUGUCUGGUUCUCCAAACUGCCAGACCUUCUCCUCCUCCACUGUCAUCUCAUACUCCUCCACAGACCCAGGAACACCGAAAGUCUAUCAGCAGACCAGUGAACUGCGCACUGCUCCUGGGGGUAUCCGAGAGACACGUCAAACAAUGCGGGACAGUGAGAGUGGGCUGGAGCGAAUGGCUAUAGGGCAUCACAUUGGCGAGAGAGGUCAUGUGAUGGAACGUUCAAGGAACCGACUCACGGGUGACCGUGAAGAGAGACAGGACUUCUUCAACCUGGAGGAGAGUGAGGCAGAUGCCUUUAAUGAAGAAUGGAGGAGGGAGGUGGGGCGAUACCGUCCCCCUAAUGCCCGUAGUUUAGAUUAUGGGCGUGACCGGAGUGGAGGGGUAGGACAGCAGCUGGCCCUUACAGCACCUCCAAGCUCUUCCUCCUCUCCCUCACCCCGCCACGAGUCACCACGCCACCAUCCUCCCCACUCCCGCCCACGCUACGACUGGUGAGAGGUAGUUGAGAAGUUGGAGUGGCGGAAUCUACAUGAUGCUGUGAAAAAUGAGAAGGGAGAGAUGAAAAAAAAAAAGAUAAUUAGAACUGAUGGGUCAAAUGUUUGAUAGAUAUGAACUGUCUCAAUAUAUGUAGUUCGCUCCUUCCAGGGCAGAGUGCUGGCAUGGAGUAUCAUAGCAGGCUGAAAUUAUUAGACUGCAUCUCUGUUGUGUGGCCGGCCUGUGUACUUUAUACCAAGUUACUUGUCCCAAAGCAUACACACCAGCAUUCAUCGUAACUCAAACAACUCUUCUACCUUGUGAUAAUAUACACACACACACACAAAUCUUUGUAUUUAAGAGAAUUCUCAUGCUUCCAAUAUUUCAAUAUCCAAAUAUUUAAUAAUACACUACACACGCAUAUGCAUUUACACACAUUCACUGUAAAGUCCAUAUAUGUUUGUGUUGACACUAGGGUAUCUGUGGGUUUAACUGUACAAUGCUGACUAAUUAAGCUUAUUAACUAAUAAAAAAGACCUUGUUACUUCA
This is a messenger RNA of Myxocyprinus asiaticus (Chinese sucker), 2218 nucleotides long. Its product is annotated as myeloid leukemia factor 2-like. Lineage: Eukaryota; Metazoa; Chordata; Actinopteri; Cypriniformes; Catostomidae. Bases 944 to 1690 code for a protein of 248 amino acids. The record is from RefSeq and is a predicted model, not a curated record. The transcript has 9 exons. Gene Ontology annotation, biological process: regulation of DNA-templated transcription. Gene Ontology annotation, cellular component: cytoplasm; nucleus.